Molecule: messenger RNA, 2388 nt
Organism: Paramecium octaurelia
Lineage: Eukaryota; Ciliophora; Oligohymenophorea; Peniculida; Parameciidae
Source: the annotation of a GenBank genome assembly
AUGUAAGAUUUUGAACCAAGAGCUCGGGUCUCUAUUGGUGGAAAGACUGAUAAGUUUAGAAUGGUCAAGUUGUCUCUGUGGUACACAGAGAAAAAUAAUUCAACAUUGUAUAUCAGAUUCAUCAACAAAACAUUAAAUGAAGAGGUUUAUAAGGUUUCUGAAAUGAAGUAAGAGUAAUAGUUAUAUACAAUCGAACUACUUCUCAAAGAAAACUGCAUCUACAAAUAUUAUUACGAUGCUUUAGAUAAUACAACUAAUUAAAAAGAUACAGAGCUAGAGUGCAGAUAUUUCUAAUUUGCUGAGACUGAAAAGGUGUAAAUUGAUUAAUGGAAUAAAGUUUGGUGUCUCUACAGAAUUCGUCCAAAGACUGAUGAAAUAUUUAAGGCUUAUCAGAUUUAGAUAAAGAAUUGUCAAAAUGGGCAAUAUUUUGAACUUAAAAAAUCAGCAAUUGUAUUUCCAGCAAAGGAUUUUUAUGAAUUAUCAGACAAUAAUAUGACUUAAAAGAUUGUAUAAUUUUCAUUAAAAUCAAAAUCCAAUUUGAAGGAGGAUCUGAGCUCUUACAUUCAAUUUUAGAAUAUUAAUAAAUUUAAGAUGAAUAGUUUGUUUAUUGAAUUUGACCUGCAGUUAUUUCCAAAGUAAAAGUAGGAUGAAAUUAAAGACUUCUUAUAGGUAUUUGAGACAAAUUAAGAAUGGAAUUUUAGUGAAAAAAUAAAAAUAUUAGAGGAAUAAAUUAAAGAAAAGGAUUAAAAAAUAAAAGAGUUCGAACAAAAAUAUGGUGAAUUGAAGAAUAUGUAAAAAAUGAGUGAAUAGCAUUUAUUUGAAUUACAAAUGGAAACUAAAAAAAAAGAUGAACUUCAUAGAAAAGAAAUAAAUAGCCUCAUUUAUAAAUAUGAGUAAGAAAAAGCUUCUCUUUCUAUCCUUCAUUGUUAAGAAACCCAAAAUUUAACUAUGGAAUUUGAUAAAAAAUUUAAACGCCUUUCAGAUUAAGCUAUAGAAUGGAAUGAUUAGUACAAUUCAAUUUAACAGGAUUUCAAUUAAUUUUAGUUGAAUGCUUCCAAAAAAUUAGACGAAUAUAUUGUUAAACUUUAAGAAUUGUAAACAACUGUUUAAAUCUAAGAACUUUAGUUGAUUUAAUGUAAAAAUAAUAAUUAAAAUCUUGUUGAAGAUGAUAGCCAAAUUAAUGAUAAAAUAUUUAUAACAUUACUUGAUGGCGAUUAAAAGGCAUCAAAAGAAGAGAUUAAUUAAAUGAAGAGUUUACAAGAAACGCUGAGUCAGUAUAAGAACAAUCUUCAUGAGUUGAAUAUUAAGAACCAAGAGAUUGAAUCAGAACUUUCAAAGAAAGAUAGAUUACAAUCAGCCUUUAGGGUAAAGAUCAAUGAGUAAAUUAAAAAAUACGAUAAUUGUAUGUCAAACUUGGAAAAUACAAAAAAUUAACUUCAAGAUUAUAUUUAAAAAAAUCAAGUUUUAGAACAAAAUAAUUAAUAAGAGGUUGAACGUUAUUAAAAGCUCAAGAGGGUACUAGAACUAGUGAAAGGGAAAUAUAAGGAUCUUGAGAAAUAUAAAUAAUAAUAUUAAGAGCUAUUGGAGAAAUAUGAAAAACAAACGCAAUAAUUUAUAGAGUUAGAGAAUUAAAAGAGAAUUGAUGAUGCAGAAUUCGAAAAGCGGAUAGAAGAAAAAUCCAAUUAAAUUCAGUCCAUGGCUUGCGAAUAUCAAAAAUAGAUCACGUAAACUUAGUAAGAAAAUUAAUUAUUAUUGGAAAAUUAACAUGCAGAAUAACUUAUAAGAUUAAAGUAGAAACAUGAACUUUUUAUGCGUUGUUCCGAAGGGAUCUUAGAAAAUGUGCUCACAGAAAUUUUAAAACCUUAUUAAGUUCAUCAAGAAACAUUCUAAAAAAAGUUAUCAUCUAGUUUAGAUAGUGAAAUACGUAAUAUCAAAUGUUUAAUGCUUAUAAAUUUUGAAACAGCCAUAAACAUUGCUGCGGAUGGAAUCAAUAUCAUCACAAACAAUUCAUUUAAUAAUUUGAAGGAAGAUUUGAUUAGUAUCCACAACUAAAUCAUUUAGUAGAUUCAGAUAUAUAAAGAGAAUAUAGACUUUUCAACUAUGAAAUGUUUGUUAUCACUUAUGAAUGAGUUUCAACAAAAAAUAAUAGAAAUUAAAAAUUUCGCAUAUUCAGUAGAAAACAUGUUAUAAUAGGAUCAAGAUUAGAUUGAUUUAAUUAAUAAUAAUUGUUAAACUCUGGAAAAAAUAUUAGAUAUUGUGAUUAAAUUGAAUAGCGUUUUAGAAAGAAAAAAUGAUGAAUUAACUAUAUUACAAGAAAACUAAGAGAUAGUUAUUAAAGCUUUUGAAAAUUUCUAAUAAAAGGCAUUAGCUCUCAUCGAUAGCAUGUGA